AGGAAGGAGUUCUGAGCCGCUCCCACCUGGAGUGCCGAGUCCCGUCCUGGGCUCCUCAGCACCACAGAGACGUGCUGCUGCUGGAGCGGGUCCUGGAGAGGGCAGCGAAGGUGAUCAAGGCACUCUGGAGAGGAAAGGCUGAGGGAGCUGGGCCUGCUCAGUCUUGAGGAGAGACGGCUGAGAGGGGCCCUCAGCAAUGUCUGCAAGAACCUAAAGAGGCGAUUCCAAGAUGGAUCCAGGCUCUUCUUGGUGGUGCCAAGCCAUGGGACGAGAGGCAACGGGCAGAAACUGAUGCACAGAAGUUCCACCAGAAACAGUGUGAAGCUACUGGCUUGGUGGUGGAAUUUGACCUUGCUUUGGGUUGGGUGACUUCCCCAAGUUUGGAGCACCUGUACAUGGAAUAUGAUGAGGAUGAUGAUAUUUUCUUUGCAAAAUGGAUGAGCAGCUUCUGGGGCCACAACUUGAUCGAUGAGGAGAAUGAAGGCAGAGGCCACAAGAAACGUCAGCCACGAGUCUGGAGUGAAAGGAGAGCAUCCCUGCCGGCCAAGCUUUCCUCCCUCCAUACAACACGACUUCAUGCUUCUGCCAAAGGCUCAUCUUCAGGCCAUCUCAGGGGCUCCAAGGAAUUUCAAGAAGACCAAGAUGUCAAAUGCCACUGCCACAGGAAAGCAAGCAGAACACCUUCAGAAGACAGCUCAUGCCCAGAGACGAGCUCAAACUCCAUUCAGGAAUUUGCAGAAUCCUUUGGAAAGCAAUUGCAUCUCAAAAGCAAACGCUCAGUUUCUUUGCAACCUGAAGGUGCAAAAGAGAGACGAGAAAGAGAAAAAUUGCAUUUGAGAAAAACCAAGUCUUAUAAGAAAAUGGGAGAGAAAUCAGAGGCAAGGAGAGACCGGGAAGAAGCUGAAAGUUCAGAAGUACCUGCAAAACACAGCGAACAGUUUCCAUCACAAGCAAACAUUCAGAAAGGUUAUGUACGCACAGGCAGCUAGAAUGCAUAGAGAUAAUCAAUCUUAACACUCUCCCUGAAGAGCAGAGGGAGCAUUCUUGUUCUGUUUUGACUAGAAGAGGCCUAUUAGCUAGAAUAGCCCCUAAGUUGUAAAAUAAAAGUAAAAUUUAACUGCACCACUGUCACCAUGUUACUACCUUCCCUUCUUUACUUUUGUCAUUAAAAAUGUGACCUUUGUCAUAGGAAUGGAUCAGUAGCAAGAUCCAAGUUAGAGAUUAACCACCAUAAGAGGAUUUCAGGCAUAUUUAGCAUUGCAGCAGGACAGUGGUGGAUGUGUUCCUUUAAGAGGAGACCUCCAUCUAUGUAUUACAGAGCCAUGCAAAGCCUUAUGUUUCUUUUUUAAUUGAAAACAGGCUUUUUGGUGGGUUUGGGAAGAAAAAAGUACUCAUAAACAGCCAACUGCUUCCUGGCCCUGACAUUCAUUUAGAUUUGUCUUGGAAACAGGUAUCUUUUUGCUCUGAGAAUCUUUCAGCUCCAAAUUUAUGUAAGUAAGAGAAGAGAAGCCCAUGUUCUCUUCUACACCUCACUGAUGUCUCACUUCUCUCUGCUUUUCCAUCACUUGUUUUACUGGCAUCUCCCAGCCCUCUCCCAUGUCCUCAGUCCCAUUUCCCCAGUCACACAGCUAGUUCUUUCUCUCUACUUUAGCUUUGUUACCUUGCUUCUUUUGUGGCCUUUCCUCUCUCCAUUUACUAUUUUACUGCCUUGCAGCUGUAUCUUGCCUCUUGCUACAUCUCUACUUUUGCUUCAUCAACAUUUGAGCCUUGCUGAAAAUUCUCCGGUAAAACCAAGGACAUCCUGUCUCUCCUAUUUCCAUAGAGUCUCUUCAACGGGUUGCUGAGGCACUGCAACCCUUUUACUUUUCCAAAAUCUGGGCCAAACUGGUAAGCAGGACCUAGGAAAAUUCUGUUCCUCUGGCUGAGGAUCUUCUGAACACAGGUGUAAAUCUCAUCUCCACAUUCUCACAAACACACAUACUCCCACAAUCACCCCAUACCCUCCUUUCUUCAAAGUGCCAGUGUUCUCUGCAGAUACAACCCUGCUCUCCUUGGAAGUAGAGGCCUGUUAUGUUAUGUUAUGUUCCCAGGCCUGUUAUGGAGAAAGCCUGAUUUGGAUAAUACGGUUAGAGAAGAGUGAAGAUUAGUGAAGUCACAAACGAAAGUCAAGGUCUGAUGGGUAUUCUUCCUGUGAUUUUUCUGUAAUUAACUAAGAUCUUACUAAUUUACCUUAGAGCCUUACUUUUGAAUGUUCAGCCCUUUAAAAGCUUAGGGCAUCCUUAAAACUUUGUAACAGUUAUAUCCAUUAAGGGAUUCUGUUGUUUGGAUUUUUGUUUAGGGCUUUGGGGGUUGUAUAAGAAAGCAAUUGGACCCUUACUGAUGCUUGUAAAUUGCUUCUUGCCUGGUAACAUAUAUUAUAAACUAAUAAACCUUAAAAUGGAA
This is a messenger RNA of Ficedula albicollis (Collared flycatcher), 2442 nucleotides long. RefSeq names its product leukemia NUP98 fusion partner 1 (gene LNP1). The transcript is spliced from 4 exons. NCBI's taxonomy places the organism in Eukaryota, Metazoa, Chordata, Aves, Passeriformes, Muscicapidae. The record is from RefSeq and is a predicted model, not a curated record. The coding region runs from base 396 to 989 and encodes 197 amino acids.